Messenger RNA from Sodiomyces alkalinus F11, 1068 nucleotides. RefSeq names its product plasma membrane iron permease. The record is from RefSeq and is a predicted model, not a curated record. Gene Ontology annotation, molecular function: ferrous iron transmembrane transporter activity. Gene Ontology annotation, biological process: iron ion transmembrane transport. The transcript is spliced from 4 exons. Bases 1 to 1068 code for a protein of 355 amino acids. NCBI's taxonomy places the organism in Eukaryota, Fungi, Ascomycota, Sordariomycetes, Glomerellales, Plectosphaerellaceae. Gene Ontology annotation, cellular component: plasma membrane; high-affinity iron permease complex.
AUGGAGGGCCUCUUUUCGCUACCAAUCUUCUUCAUCAGCUUCCGCGAAGCCCUCGAGACAGGCAUCAUCGUAUCCGUGCUUCUCGCCAUCAUCAAGCGGACCUUGAGCCCCCAAGAUGUCGACGCGAGCCUCCACGCCACCAUGGUCCGCCAAGUCUGGCUCGGCACCGCCAUCGGCAUCCUGACCUGCGUCCUCCUCGGCGCCGCCAUCAUCGGCGGCGUUUACGGCCUGGCCGCCGAACAAGUCAGCGGCGCCGAGGCCCUCUGGGAAGCCGUCUUCUCCCUCGUCGCCUCGCUCGUCAUCACCGUCAUGGGCGCCGUCCUGCUCCGCGUCGGCAAGCUGCAGGACAAGUGGCGCGCCAAGUUGGCCAGGGCCAUCAAGUCGAGCGGCAGCGAUGCUGGCCCGGGGCGAUCCGGCAGCCUCGUUGACCGGGUGAAGUUUCUUGGGGAGAAAUACGCGCUCUUCAUCCUUCCCUUCAUCACUGUCAUGAGGGAGGGGUUUGAGGGGAUCCUCUUCAUCGCCGGUGCUGGCUUUGGUCUCUCGGCCUUGUCUAUCAUCGUGUCGGCUUUGGCUGGCUUUGUCGUUGGAGGAUUCGUGGGAUAUCUGAUCUACAGGGGCUCCAACGUGGCACCCAUCCAUUAUUUCCUCGUCUUCUCCACCUGUCUACUAUACCUAGUCGCUGCCGGUCUGUUCUCCCGAGGAAUCUGGCACCUGGAAGCGAACGAGUGGAAUCAAAUCGUCGGGGGAGACGCAGCCGAACUCGGCUCAGGGCCUGGCUCGUACGAUAUCCGCAAGAGUGUCUGGCAUGUCAACUGCUGCAACCCCUACCUCGACGGCGGCGGCUUCUGGGGCAUCUUCAACGCCGUCCUCGGCUGGCAAAACUCCGCCACCGUCGGCUCCGUCGUCUCCUACAACCUCUACUGGGUCGCCGUCGCCGCCGGCUUUGUCUUCAUGGGCUUCAAGGAGAAGCGCGCCGGCCGACGCCGCAGCGAUGCGCCCGCGUCACAGCGCACGCGGUCAGUGGAAGCUGGCGAUCACGAGCCCCUGCUGGCCCACCCCGCGAGGUAG